Molecule: messenger RNA, 896 nt
Organism: Drosophila hydei
Lineage: Eukaryota; Metazoa; Arthropoda; Insecta; Diptera; Drosophilidae
Gene: Dnali1
Product: putative inner dynein arm light chain, axonemal
Exons: 2
Coding region: 126-875 (249 amino acids)
Cellular component (GO): axoneme; filopodium
Molecular function (GO): dynein heavy chain binding
Source: RefSeq, a predicted model, not a curated record
UUUCAAAUCAACAAACAUUGUUGAACACGUCGGAACGAAUACACAAACAAAUAUUUUUCAUAGAUUGCCUUAUAGUUUUUCUUUUUUUGAUUUGAAAUUAACCGAAGAACGCAAAAGUCAGCAAGAUGGACGAAAUGGAAAUUGCGAGUGUGGGUCAGUUCCAGACCCUGGUCCGGUACAAUAAUCCGGUGCUUGUUGUCAAGCACCCGGACAAGAAGGGCGGCCCGCUGACGGAGAUGGAAAUGAAGCGCCCACAAACAGCGGGUGCCCUUCUGGAUACCAAGAAGGAGACAGAGGAGAUAUUGAACUCUAUAUUGCCUCCACGCUGCUGGGAAGAGGAUGGCCAAUUAUGGCAGCAGUCCGUGUCCAGCACACCAGCCACUCGCCAAGAUGUUAUCAAUUUACAGGAAAUGCUCGACACUCGCCUGCAGCAAACACAGGCCCGCGAGACGGGCAUCUGUCCCGUUCGCCGUGAGCUCUACUCUCAGUGCUUUGAUGAGAUUAUACGUCAGGUAACUAUCAAUUGCUCGGAGCGCGGCUUACUCUUGUUGCGCAUUCGUGACGAAAUCGCAAUGUCUAUGGAAGCCUAUGAAACACUUUACUGCAGCUCUGUGGCGUUUGGCAUGCGGAAGGCUCUGCAGGCGCACGAAGAGAAGGAAAUGCUCCGUGAUCGUGUAAAGACUUUGGAGUCAGAUAAGGAAGCACUGGAGGAAAUAAUUGCCGACAUGAAAAUGAAACAGGAGCAAGCCGAACGUCGCAAUGCUGAACUGCGCGCCUCCGAGGAGAAGAAGUUCACCGAGGAGAUCACAUUCCUUAAGAAAACCAAUGCGCAGCUCAAGGCCCAGCUGGAGGGCAUUACGGCUCCGAAGAAGUAAAAGAACAGAUUAUGUGUGUGC